This is a messenger RNA of Sarcophilus harrisii (Tasmanian devil), 7596 nucleotides long. It is a transcript of the gene NID1, whose product is annotated as nidogen 1. Bases 174 to 3977 code for a protein of 1267 amino acids. Gene Ontology annotation, biological process: cell-matrix adhesion. The transcript is spliced from 20 exons. Gene Ontology annotation, molecular function: calcium ion binding. NCBI's taxonomy places the organism in Eukaryota, Metazoa, Chordata, Mammalia, Dasyuromorphia, Dasyuridae. The record is from RefSeq and is a predicted model, not a curated record.
GCUCCCUUCCUUUCCCGGUUUGGAAAUUUCUAAACUGGAGGCGUGUAGGGGCUGUUGAGGGGCUUCUGAUUACAGCUCGGCCGCGGGCGUCACCCUUCCUUUCGCCCGCUGCGGACCGGUUGAGCUUCUAGGGCUCCGAAAAGUUUGGAUUUGGGGGGCGCCUUCACUGGGACAUGUUGUCCCCCAGGGAUCUUAAGAGGAAAAGGGGCAAGAUGAGUGCCUGGACGCGGGUUGUGCUAGUACUGUCCUUGGCGCUACUUCUGCCCGCCGUGCCCGGGGGAUGUCUGAGCCGGCAAGAACUCUUCCCUUUCGGACCCGAACAGGGGGACCAGGAGCUGGAAGCUGGGGAUGACUCCAUCUCCCCAGCCCUGGAGCUCCGCUUGAAGAUCCACUUCUAUGACAAAUACGACGUCUCCUCGGUCUAUAUCACUACAAAUGGCAUCAUUGCCAUGAGUGAACCUCCUCUUGAAGAAGCCAGUCCUGGUCGCUUUCCAACUUCCUUUGGAGCUGUUGCACCCUUCCUGGCUGAUCUUGAUACGACAAAUGGUGGAAAGGUUUAUUAUCGGGAAGAUUCUUCCCCUGCUGUUGUUCAGCUAGCUGCAGAGUGUGUCCAAAAAGGUUUUCCUGAGGUCUCUUUCCAACCUAAGAGUGUGGUGGUGGUCACCUGGGACUCCAUGGCUCCUUACCAAGGAUCAGAAAGGGAUCCUACCCAGGAAGGCAAGAGAAACACAUUCCAGGCUGUCUUAGCUUCCUCCGAAUCCAGUUCAUAUGCCAUUUUCCUUUACCCAGAAGAUGGUUUGCAAUUCUACACCACGCACUCUAAAAAGGAUGAAAACCAAAUUUCUGCUGUGGUUGCAUUUAGUCAAGGCUUAGUGGGUUUCUUAUGGAAAAGUGAUGGUGCCUACAACAUAUUUGCCAGUGACAGAGAAUCCAUUGAAAAUCUGGUCAAGAACAGUAAUGCAGGACGUCAGGGGGUCUGGGUUUUUGAGAUUGGGAGUCCUUCCACUGCCAGUGGUGUAGUGCCAGCUGAUGGCAGCCUUGGAUCCGAUGGCGGAGAAUAUGAAGAUGAAGAAGAUGAAGACUAUGACCUGGUGAGCGUAUCUGAGAGGUCUCUGGGCUUGGAAGAUGUGAGCACCACAAUUGACCCCUAUGAUGUCCCCAGGAGGGGUGAUGAAGACACAUAUGAAUUGUUAAAUCCCAUUUCCCCACGUCAUGCGAAAACCGAGAGACCACCUCUGGAAGAACCCAUCGUGGUGGAUCAGUAUCCGGAUCCUUCUACUAGGGAAACCAAGUCACUCCUGUACCCAGCUGAGGGAUUUCCCCAGCAGCAUCCACAGGUCAUAGAUGUGGAUGAAGUAGAGGAAACAGGGAUUGUUUUCAGAUACAACACUGAUUCUCGACAGACUUGUGCCAAUAACAGAUACCAGUGCUCCAUUCAUGCACAAUGUACAGACUAUCCAACUGGUUUUUGUUGUCGCUGUGUUGCUGGUUACACUGGGAAUGGUAGACAGUGUGUUGCAGAAGGUUCCCCCCAACGAGUUAAUGGUAAAGUUCGAGGAAGGAUCUUUGUAGGGAAUAGCCAAACUCCCAUUGUCUUUGAGAAUACCGACCUCCAUUCUUACGUUGUGAUGAAUCAUGGGAGAUCUUACACAGCCAUCAGCACCAUUCCUGAGUCUCUGGGCUAUUCUUUGGUACCUCUGGCUCCAGUAGGAGGGAUCAUUGGAUGGAUGUUUGCCGUGGAGCAGGAAGGAUUCAAGAAUGGAUUCAGCAUCACUGGAGGAGAGUUCACCCGUCAAGCUGAAGUGACUUUUGUUGGGUACCCGGACAAGUUGGUUAUAAAACAGAAAUUCAAUGGCAUUGAUGAGCAUGGCCACUUGACCAUCACUACAGAACUGGAUGGACAUGUCCCUGAGAUCCCAUUUGGCUCCACUGUCCAGAUAGAACCUUACACUGAGCUCUACCAUUAUGCCAACUCUGUUAUCACAUCUUCCUCCACCCGGGAGUAUAAAGUGACUGAACCUGCUCAAGAUGGUAUCAGUUCUACAAAGACCUAUACUUAUCAAUGGAGGCAGACCAUUACCUUCCAGGAAUGCACUCACGAGCAACAGUCUCUUCCUCCCACUCAGCAACUUUCUGUGGAUAGUGUAUUUGUCUUAUACAAUACGGAUGAGAAGAUCUUGAGAUAUGCUUUGAGUAAUUCAAUUGGUCCUAUUGGGGAUGGCUCCCCUGACUCAUCUCAGAAUCCUUGCUACACGGGUACCCAUGGUUGCGACACAAAUGCAGCAUGCCGCCCAGGUCCAGGAAGUCAGUUUGUUUGCGAGUGUUCCAUUGGCUUCCGAGGAGAUGGACAGAUUUGCUAUGAUAUUGAUGAAUGCUCAGAGCAGCCAACAGUCUGUGGCAGCAAUGCCAUCUGCAAUAAUCACCCAGGAACCUUCCGCUGCGAGUGUAUUGAGGGCUACCAGUUUUCUGAUGAGGGCGUGUGUGUGGCUGUUAUUGACGAUCGUCCUAUCAACUACUGUGCAACUGGUCUCCACAACUGUGACAUCCCACAGCGGGCACAAUGUGUGUACACUGGAGGUUCUUCCUACCACUGUUCCUGUUUGCCUGGCUUCUUAGGAGAUGGGCAUGCCUGCCAAGAUGUAGAUGAAUGCCAACAAAAUCGUUGUCAUCCAGAUGCUUUCUGUUACAACUCUCCAGGCUCCUUUGUUUGCCAAUGUAAACCUGGAUAUCAGGGCAAUGGUUUCCAGUGUGUUCCAGGAGAAGUAGAGAAAACCAGAUGUCAGCGUCAAAGAGAACAUAUUCUAGGAGCAAUGGGUGUCACUGACCCAAGACGACCCAGACCCGUGGGGCAGUUUGUUCCUGAAUGUGAUGAACACGGGCAUUAUGUACCAAUGCAAUGCCAUCACUCCAGUGGGUACUGCUGGUGUGUGGAUCGAGACGGCAAUGAGAUUGAUGGCACCAGAACCGGUCCUGGAAUGAGACCCCCAUGUCUGAGCACAGUUGCUCCUCCAAUCCACCCUGGUCCUUCGGUUCCUCCGGCUGUAAUCCCUCUUCCCCCUGGGACACACUUACUCUUUGCCCAGACUGGGAAAAUAGAGCGUCUCCCACUAGAAGGAAAUAAUAUGAAGAAAACGGAGGCCAAAGCUUUGCUUCAUGUCCCUGAUAAAGUUAUUAUUGCACUUGCCUUUGACUGCGUGGAUAAGGUGGUUUAUUGGACAGACAUCAGUGAACCUGCCAUUGGGAGAGCCAGUCUUUAUGGUGGGGAGCCAACAACCAUCAUCAAACAAGAUCUUGGAAGUCCAGAAGGACUUGCUCUUGAUCAUCUAGGUCGCAAUAUUUUCUGGACUGAUUCUCAUCUGGAUCGAAUAGAAGUAGCAAAGCUCGAUGGCAGCCAGCGCCGAGUGCUCUUUGAAACAGAUCUGGUGAACCCUAGAGGCAUCAUAACAGAUUCUGUUAGAGGAAAUCUCUAUUGGACAGAUUGGAACAGAGAAAGUCCUAAAAUUGAAACUUCCUACAUGGAUGGCACCAACAGAAGGAUCCUUGUGAAAGAUGACCUGGGAUUGCCCAAUGGAUUGACUUUUGAUACUUACAGUUCACUGUUAUGUUGGGUAGAUGCAGGCACCAAUCGGGUGGAAUGCAUGAACCCCAGUCAUCCUGGCCAGCGCAAGAUCCUUGAAGGGCCCCAGUAUCCUUUUGCCGUUACAAGCUAUGGGAAGAAUUUGUAUUACACAGACUGGAAGACGAAUUCUGUGGUGGCAGUGGAUCUUGCUAUCUCCAAAGAGACAGACAGCUUUCAUCCUCACAAACAGACCCGGCUGUAUGGCAUAACGACAGCUUUUUCUCAGUGUCCCCAAGGUCACAACUACUGCACCGUGAAUAAUGGAGGCUGUACUCAUCUCUGCUUGGCUACCCCAGGAAGCAGGUCCUGUAGGUGUCCGGACAACACCCUAGGGGUUGAUUGCAUAGAGAGGAAGUAAUGCACUGGAAACAAAGAAAAUAAAGGAACGCCACUUAGAUUCACCACAUUUUCAACUGCAACACCCUACCUUGACAUGGGCCAGACUGAAACCAAUCUUUCCGAGCCAAGUUAUAAUUGACCCAAUGACCAACACAACUUAGGGACCUUCAGUGUUCCCUUAGCUACUUAAAAAAAUAUUCAUCCUGUGCACUCUGUAAUAAGAAAGCCUCAAUCCAUAUUCUAAGAUCUUAAGGACCUUCUUGGUGGAGGCUCCUGAAGAAAUACAUGAAGCCCGCCAGCUGUGUUUUCUGGCUUUUGGGUUUUGUCUCAGCCCCUUGAUACACAGCCAUCCUGAGCCAAUUUGGGAAGAAUUGUGAGGUAGGCUAAGUUCCUCUGUGGCAGCCUCCCACCUCCCUUCCUGGUGCUCUCUUUCUCUGUUUCAUUGCCCUUCCUCUCUACUAGACUUCUUCCAACAAACUCAGUUCUCUCAGGCUGCCAAAGGCUUCCUACUCUAAUAUCUAAUAGAGGCAGGACCUUUGGGUCUGCUCUUUCCUUCUGGACAAAGAAAACCUUAUCCAUGUUUAAUUUUUUUUUCCAUUUCCCCGGGAGUUCCACUGUCUACAAAGGAGUUUAUGUCAUCUGCCAACAGCAAAUAUUAGCAUUUUAAAAACGACAUGAGGUAGAGCAGGCUUUAACCCAUAUGAAUGAAUCUAAACGUGGAUAUUUUAGGGCAACAAGAGAGAUAUUUAGAUAUAAAUAUCCGUCAAGCCAAACCAAAAACGACCGUCUCUAACGUAGCUACCCACAUGUACUCCCCAACAGUAAUUGAGUAUGUGAAGACCAUAGAAUGUAAGAGCUGGAAGGUGAUCUUGGGUCCAACUUUCACAUUUUACAGACAGAGAAACUGAGCCCCAGAGAGACUACAUAGGCAACAAUUCAUUCCUUGUCUCAGUAUUUCAUACAAGCACUGGGCUGCAGAUUUCUCUGUAUCAAGGCCAGAGAAUGAAUGCUAUGGAGAUCAUUUCCUCUUCCCAUACCUGGUUCAUUUAGCAGACUAAUCUUACUCAUAAUUAAAACUCUCCUCAGAUCUACUUUUCCCCCUGAUUUGAUUUCUCUGAUUUUAAAUGCUUUAUCCAGUAUGCUUACUCACUAUUUGGCUUCCAUUUUCUCAUUCUUGAAGGAUGAGUCUUACCUUCUCAUGUGAAUUGAUGAUGCUUCAGAGGGAGACAGAUGAAUAUGAGAAACAGUGGGGGAGAUAUCAACAGUCUCUUUUCUUUAGCAUAUGGUGCUGGGCACAUCUCAAUGGUUUAGGCAUCCCAAGAAAUGUAUGGCUAUAACAUUUUCAAUUUAGCAUUUAUUUGGCAAAAUCUCUGUUAUUGUUGUGCUAUACAGACAGUUGGUACUUUGUAAAUAUAAACUAAACUGAACUCCUGGUUUAAAGAACCUAAUUCUUAAUUUUUUAUUGAUGAAGACUUAUUAAAAGGGCUCUUGUCACUUUUUUAUCCUCAAUGUAUAGCAGGCAUUUUAUUAAUGUUUAUUGAUUGAUUGCUGCCAUUUUUUUGGAGAUAUUUUCAAUGACUGGUUCAAAGAUGCUUCUUAAAGCUGUUUUAGUAGCUAGCAUGUGAUUCUUAUAUCAUCUACUUUUCAGAGGUCCAUUGCUAAUAUCACAGUAGAAAUAUGGGUCCAAAGCUAAAUUUCUGAAGUUAGGGGUUUUGAUGGUGUAAAGACCAGGGAUUUUAAAUCUAUAAAAGGAAAUAUAGUGAUUGACUAAAUAGCUUUAGAUAAAAAAUAGGAGAGGUAAAAAGAAUGUGUUAACAUUAUCAACAAAAAAGUUUUGAUGUAAAAGGAUCCAUGUGCCAAAGAAUAUUCUCUUCCUCCCCUCCCUCCCUUCCUUUCUCUGUCUCUCUCUGUCUCUCUCUCUGUCUCUCUCUCUGUCUCUCUCUCUCUCUCUCUUCCCCCCCCUCUCUCUCCCCCUUCCCUCCUUUUUCUUAUACUUUCCUUGGCAAUGCCAUGGAAGAUAAUCAGUCAAGUGCCAAAUGGAUAGUAUAGUAAGUUCUGUAGGAGUCCAAAGAGGACAGUGGACUAAAUUGUUCAGGAAAAACUUCAUGGAGAAAGUGGAACUUUUUGUGGAUGAUGAGCUUGAAAUGGGGGAAAGUUAGAAAUUCAUAGAAUUGGGGACGAGUUCAGUACAUUUGCAAGACAUUCAGCAGAUAAAUGUGGGUAAAACAGUUUGUAUAAGAAAGCAAUGGGAAGAGCAGCUAGUUGGUGCAGUGGAUAAAACAUCAGCCCUGAAGUCAGAGGACCUGAGUUCAAAUAAAGCCUCAGACAUGCAACACUUCCUAGUUGUGUGACCCUGGGCAAGUCACUUAACCUCAAUUGCCUCAGCCAGAAAAGAAAGUAAUGGGAAGUAAAAUUAAAAAGGAAGCUUGGUGUCAGCUUGUAGAAAGCCUCAAAUGCCAAGGAAAAGAAUUUGGAUUUUAUUUUGAAGGUAAAAAAGGAGCUUUCACAUUGUUGGGGGAGGGGAUUUCUUCCUCUGAGAAGGAAAGUGAAAUAAGUUAAUGAUAUUUGAAGAAGAUUAAUGUGCAAGUGAACUUGGAGGGGCAGGGGAACAAGAGUAAGCAGGGAAAAUUAUGAGAUGAUUGUAGUUGCCCAAGCAUGAUGCUAAGGACCUUGGCCAGGGGAAUGGUACUUGUCAGCCUAUGGAAGGAGAUUCCUGUUUAGAUGUGCUUUGGUCUAGUUACCCCUGAGAUCCCUAAAAUGUUAACAGUUAUUUUCAAAAUUUCUUUUAAUAAUGGUAUUGGCUGGUAAGGGUUUAUAGUGUGAGCCUUCUUGGGGCCAUUUGCUUUUUUUUUUUUUUUUUUUUUUUUGUAGGGGACUCUUGGAGACAGAGACAUUUAUGCCUUAAAGCAAUUAAGCUAUGAUAGCAAAAUAGCAAGUGGGUUUUUCUAUCACUGGAAGUCUUCAAGCAAAGACAGAAUGAUUAUUUUCUGAGGAUGAUAGAGACAAGAUCUGUACCUUGGGUGGGGGGGCGUCCUAAAUGAACCCUGAGGUCAUUCCAAUCCUGGAAUACUAUAAUUCAGUGAUUUUUCCUUCUCAGAAAUGGCCUACUCCCACCAUCUCCUUUCUAUGUUCAUGACAGUUCCUAGCCCCUUUCCUUUCUCUCUUUCUCUACAUCUAUACAAGAACCUUCAGACCCACGUGAGGAGAGAACCUUUCCUUAAACAUGAUAAUAUAGUUUUAUUUUGUGAUGCAAGUGAUACAUCUCCAAGAAGCACAAGAUUGGGGAACCUUUUGGUCCCUCCAGUAGUGUUGGGGUUGAUUUGAGGCCUAUCCUACAGAUGAGAUUCCCUUUGAUUUAUAUUUAUCAAAACAUAUCCAGCUCUAUAUAAAGUGUUCUUCAUGAUUUUGUAUAACUUUUAUAACUUCAUUUUAUUCAUAUUUUAUCAGAUACAUUUUUCAAAAAAAUUUUAAAACAGUCAAUUCUAAAAAAUGCAGAACAUUGAAGGUGCUUAAUAACUAUGUUCCCCCAAAGUUAUGCAAUUAUCAGGUGACUGACUCCCUAAAGUUUACAUCUGUACCAUUAACAGUGCAGAAAAUAAUAAAGUGGUUUUUUUGUAAAAAAAAAAAAAAAAAAAAAA